UGCUCCGUAGUUACAGUGUCCUUUAAUUGUUUCCACUCUCUCAUGUCGUGCAGUCCACUCAAACACUGUGUUGUGUUGUAGCAAUUCCCUGAGACUGCUGUCUUGGAGGUAAGGUUAGGAAUGAAUUUUCCCAGAAAGUUGAUCAUUCCCAUGGCUCUCAAGACACCUUUCUUGUCAGUGGGGGCUGGCAUGUCCAAUAUGGCUUGCACUUUUGACUGAUCAGGUUCCACCCCUUCACUCAUGACCUUGUCCCCCAAGAAGGUCAUCUCUGAAACGCCAAAAAGGCACUUGUCUCUAUUCAGUUUUAGUCCAUUCUUUUCUACAGUCUUUCAUCGUGUUGCUGUUUUGUAUUUCCCCAGACAACCAGGUCAUCUAUAUAGACUCUGGUGCCUUCCAGACCCUCUAUUAUGGAUUCCAUAGCUCUGUGGAAGAUCUCUGGUGCUGAUUUAAUGCCAAACGGAAGCCUCAAGAAACAUUAACGCCCGAAUGGUGUGUUAAAGGAGCAGUUCAAUUGUUGCAUCUGUCUGGACAUCUACACCGAGCCUGCCUCCAUCCCUUGCCUGGACUUCAUCGAUGGCCUCUGGGACACUAAGACCAAGGCUGAGUGUCCGCUGUGCAAAGAGACAUUCAGAAAGCGUCCACAACUCAGGAUCAACCAAGUUUCAGGAGGAGAAUGUUGACAGUGUGGGAAGCAGGAAAACUUCCCCAAUCCCGCUUUUUGAGCCUGAAGAGAUUCCCUGUGACAUCUGCCAUGGAGACAAAUCUCCAUCAGUCAAGUCUCCAUCAGUCAAGUCUCCAUCAGUCAAGUCUCCAUCAGUCAAGUCUCCAUCAGUCAAGUCUCCAUCAGUCAAGUCGUGCCUCGUGUGCCAGGCGUCUUAUUGUGAACUUCACCUCACACCACACCUGAGGGAUCCAGCGCUGCACAGACACCAACUUACUGAUCCGGCCACCUUCGCCACCAGUCACCUCUGCAGAAAGCACCACAAGCCGCUGACAAUGUUCUGCAAGAAGGACCAGAAGCCUGUUUGUGGUCAAUGCACAGAGAGGGAACACAAACACCACAAGACCGUCCCCAUGGAGGAGGAGAACAAGAGGAUCAAUGUGAGGAAACAUGUAUUUCAUUAACUUCCUUUAAACUUAGCCUUAAAAAAGCCCACUUUCCUUUUUUUGUACGAAUAUAGAAACCUGUUUCUGUAUUUUGUCAAGUGGGAAAAAUAACUCAGUCAAUAUAUUUCUGACAGACACUGAGAGCCAUAUUAUAACGAUCUAAAACGCAAGUAUCAAACGUGAAACGCAAGUAGCUUGUGGGCGGAUCUCGGGCACUGUUGCUAUU
Messenger RNA from Perca flavescens (yellow perch), 1333 nucleotides. Its product is annotated as tripartite motif-containing protein 29-like. NCBI's taxonomy places the organism in Eukaryota, Metazoa, Chordata, Actinopteri, Perciformes, Percidae. The record is from RefSeq and is a predicted model, not a curated record. The coding region runs from base 574 to 1125 and encodes 183 amino acids. The transcript is spliced from 3 exons. Gene Ontology annotation, molecular function: zinc ion binding.